AUGCCUUACAACACACGGCGCAAGUCGCUGUCCCUGCCCAGCCUGGGCAUUCACAUCCCCGUGACGCACGCCGCUCGCGCCGCCGCCUCGGCUUCGUCUUCCAAGUCUGCCUCCCGUCUCUCGACCUCGCCUACCGCGCCCGCCGCUGAGUCCACCGAGUCGCAUCCCAGCAAGCGUCUCAAGCGUUCGCACAUCGGUCCUGCGCCCGCCGAGGCCAUUGAGCAAAGCCCCCCUCCCUCCCCUACCGUCGCCAACAGCAUCGAGAUGACCGACGCCGACUCUGUCUCCAAGAUUGAUCUGUCCACCGUCAACGACGACAUUGUCGAGGGCGUCAUUGUUCAGCUACAGACGACCGGCAACCGUCCCCAUCUUGUCAAGGACCUUGCCAUCGUCCUCGGUCAGACUCUCACUUCGGUUCAACAAUCUGCCAACCCUUGCGCCAUCAUCUCCUCUCGCCUCUCUUCAUAUCUCAAGCGUCCUGUCUGGUCUGCUUCCUCUCCCUGCCCCUUGGCCAAGGAGCUCGAGACUGUCCACCCCCGUCGCACUUACUUCUUCCUCACUACCCAGCCUCGCCAGGAGCUUCCUGACCCCAGCAUGGUGCAGCCCAUUCUCCCCGCUGCCAUCAUCACCCCCUCCGUCUCCCUUACCGACGACUCUGGCUCUGACGCCGAGGGUCGCCGCCGCGAGCUCAGCCCUUCUCCCGAGGUUGAUCUCUCUCCUCAGGAGUUUGAGGACAGCUUCGACGACAUGUUCCUCCCCGGUACACCUGCCGGCUCCUUUUCCUCGUCGCGCCGCGUUAGAAUCGCCCGCGACUUCCGCCACGACUCGCCCCCUCUGGAGAAGGAUGAGCGCGAGUUCACACAGACUGCCGACGUUGUUCUCAAGCGCAAGCUCUCCGAGACCACUCCCGUCGUCGUCGACCCCGCUGACCGCGUCAUUCUGGCCGAGUAUGGCUUUCGCGACGACAUGUGGUUCGGCGAUAACCGCACUGCCUCGUCUACUUCCUUCCUUGCCAGUCCCGCUAUUAAGCCUAGCGCUGGUCCCUUUGGUCGCAAAGACGAAGACGCCGAUAACUGGCUGCGCCUCUUUGGCGGCGAGCAGGGCGCCGAGAGCAUCGAGAUUGAGGAGCUCGAUGGCCUCCUGGACGCCUAUUAA
Akanthomyces muscarius is the source of this 1155-nucleotide messenger RNA. RefSeq lists its product as uncharacterized. The record is from RefSeq and is a predicted model, not a curated record. Lineage: Eukaryota; Fungi; Ascomycota; Sordariomycetes; Hypocreales; Cordycipitaceae. The coding region runs from base 1 to 1155 and encodes 384 amino acids. The transcript has 2 exons.